Molecule: messenger RNA, 1116 nt
Organism: Scatophagus argus
Lineage: Eukaryota; Metazoa; Chordata; Actinopteri; Scatophagidae
Exons: 6
Coding region: 277-1029 (250 amino acids)
Molecular function (GO): RNA binding
Source: RefSeq, a predicted model, not a curated record
UAAGUGCCUGUGUUGCAAAUAUAAAAGUUAAAUCUGUCUUUUGUCUUAAAUGCCUUACACACCUUGUGCUCGCUGAACAUUGUGUAUGUACCCCUGUUGUUCCCAUCGAAUUAAAAAAGAAAUCACUUCAUGUAAGGCAUAAGACAUCUUCCAAUAUUACACUGCAGUGGUAAGAAGCACUUAAACCUGUUAAAAUCUUUAUUUCUGAAACUGUUAAGUUGUCUCUUUUUAUUUUCAGUCAUAAGUCAUCAAUCAAGUCACAACUGCAGACAGACAAUGAGCAACCCAGAUACUGUUGGCAUCUACAUUUUGAUAGACAGCUCUACGUACAGGAUGGACGAGCAGGGAUUGCUUCAAAACACUUCUUUUGACAUUGUUGAUUUAAAGGCAAUAAAGAUCUUCCCGAGGCAGGGAACAGAAUUUACUUCUGAGGAUCUGCUCAACAUGUCCCUGCCGUUUGGAUCUGUUGUUAGUGUUCAGAAAAUAGCGAACAAUGGAUCCACUUACGGUGUGGUGAUGUACUCUAAUGCUGAUGAUGCUGCCAAGGCCAUGAUGAAACUGAACAGCACCACAGACUUCAGUGUGAGUCUGUUUAAGCCCAUGAAGGUUGGCGAGCCCCACAAGAAUGAAAUAUCAGAAAGUCAGAGUGACAAACCCCCCAGCCUCCCCCAAGGCAUGUUUAAUGGCAAGCUCCAGAGACUCCCCAGUCUGUUGGACUCACUGUAUCCACCACCUUACACCCAGAGUGUGAGUCUUCAAAUUCAAAACUUGCCCAAACAUCUCGAUCAAAGGUACCAGGUGCUCAGCCUCCUCCCUCCAAGCACAAUCAGUGUGAAGAUGGAGAAGAGAAGAGCCAUGGUGAUGCUUCCUGACCUCUCCACCGCCCUGUGGCUCAUGGAUUUCCUAAAUGGCCUCUACUCUGGCUUUAAACAACUUCAUGUUUCCUUUGCAAAUCAACGACAUAGGGCACGCCCUACAAUGAGGACAGCGCACAGAGAACUUCAUCAGCAGCACCAGGGUCCCCCCUAAAUCCUCUGUGUUUUCCAUGAACUCUGAGACUGCUGCUGCUACAGCAUAGAGCAACCAGUCUGAUUAAAACAUAACAUAAAACACACA